ACAGGGAGCACAACAUCGCCCUUUCCCCCUUUUUGGAAAGCGGGACGAUUUACCAUCUUUUAAGUCCACUCUAAUGGGAUUCUGGAGUCGCAAUGAUUGGACUUCUGUUCCUGCUUCUGAGCGAAAUUGAUCCCACAGCAGGAGUGACUCACUCUCUGAAGUAUUUCUACACUGGAUCAUCUGGAAUCCCAAACUUCCCAGAGUUUGUGGUUGUUGGAUUAGUUGAUGAUGUUCAGAUAGUUCGCUAUGACAGCAACACCAAGAAGGCAGAACCUAAACAGGACUGGAUGAGCAGAGUCACAGAAGAUGAUCCAACGUACUGGGAGAGUGAGACUGGUGCCUGUAAACUUAAACAGCUGAGCUUCAUAGCCAACAUUGAAAUUGCAAAGCAGCGCUUCAACCAAAGUGGAGGUGUUCAUGUUCUCCAGAACAUGGUUGGAUGUGAGUGGAACGAUGAGACUGGAGAGGUUAAAGGUUAUUAUCAGGAUGGUUACGAUGGAGAAGACUUAAUAGCUCUGGACCAGAAGAUGGAGUCAUGGAUCGCUCCAACACCGGAGUCUGUCAUCACCAGACACAAGUGGGAUCAUGACAGAUAUUUGAUGCAAAUGCAGAGGCACUACUUGACCCAGAUUUGUCCUGAUUGGGCGAAGAAGUAUGUGAACUAUGGGAGGAGCUCUCUGAUGAGAACAGAGCGUCCUUCAGUGUCUCUCCUCCAGAAAACAUCCUCCUCUCCAGUCAGCUGCCACGCUACAGGUUUCUACCCCAACAGAGCCGAGAUGUUCUGGAGGAAGGAUGGAGAGGAGAUCCAUGAAGGUGUGGACAAAGGAGAGAUCCUCCCCAACCACGACGGGACCUUCCAGAUGACUGUUCACCUCAGACUUUCAUCAGACUCAUCUGAGGACUGGACCAAGUACGAAUGUGUGUUUCAGCUGUCUGGAGACAACGACAUCGUCACUGAACUGGACCGAGGACGGAUCCUGUCUAAUGAAGCGAAACCAAAUGACAAGAGUCUCCCCGUCGUUACUCUGGUUGCUCUCGCUGUCUUCAUCAUCGCUGUGGUUGUCGGAGUCGUAGUCCAAAUCAUUCGUUACAAAAAGAUGUUUCAUCCUUAUGAAAUAAACAACAAACGUCCUCCAUCUGUUGACAGCCAAGACAGCAACGAGAAGAUGCUUCCUAUAAACUAAAUAACGAAGAACCAUUUAUUUCAGAAACUCUACAUUUGUAUGAAUCAAAUAAUCUAAUGUUCACUUUCCAGUUGAAUACUUUUACAUUUGUUUAUUUGUUUAUUUAAAAAGGAUCCCCAUUAGUCUUCACCAUGGGAAGACUAUUCUUCCUGGGGUCCACACAUAGACAUACAAAAGAUAACAAUAAUAUAAUAACACAACUCAAAAAGGGUGAAAAACAUUCACUAGAAUUCCUGAAAAUAAUGAAUUUAAACAAAAAAUAAAAGAUUCAGUAACCAAGCAAAACUAUCCACAUCUUAAGUAACAAUAUUUGUUACUAUCACCAGAUCUGUAUCCACUUUGAACAAAAAUAGUUUGCAAGACUCUAUAAUUUAUAAUAUACCCAAACCUCUACUUAUAGUAGUAUAAAUAUACUAUAUAUCAUAAUAUACUCAUCCAUUAUAAUAUACUCAUACAACUAUAUAUACACACUCAUAACCUACAGUGAUUUACAAUAUAUUUACUAUUGAAUGUAUAAUAUACUAACAAUUUGCACAAUAAUCACAAUAUAAACCUAGGACCGAUCAAGACUUCCUUCUGAACUACAGCCUGCUUCAGUCUCCUUUUAAAACCUGACAUCUUGUUUAUUGCAACUAGACAUGGGGGGGAGAUGGUUCCAGUGUGCGACUGCUCUAUACAUUACUGUUUUUUUCAAUGCAUUGGUUCUGGGCCUAGGCAGAGGAAAGUAAUUACCUAGUGCCAUUCUGGUAUCCUAGAUGGGUCUAUUAUUUGUUGGUAGAAGUUGCAUAAACAAGAAUCCAGGUUUGCGUAAUAUACAGAUAUUCUUUAAAAACAGAAUCAGGCUGCAUGCUCGUCGAUCCUCCACCAUCAUCCAAGACAGCUCAGCAUGCUCUCAACACUGCUGAUAGAUAGAGCAGCGGAGAGCAAGGCGUGCCGUUCUGUUCUGAGUGAACUGGAGUUUUACAAGUUCUUGUUUGGAGGCACAGGACCAAACUGUUGAGCAAUAGUCAAGAUGAGACAAGACUAGAGCUUGAAUUAAUAAUUUGACAGUUGUUUCAUUCAGCAGAUAGGUGCUUCUUCUUCUAACAUUAGAGAUGUUUCUACUCAUUUUAGACACAAUAUUAUUAAUAUGAUUAGACCACGAUAAUGUUUCAUCUACAGUCACUCCCAACAGUUUGGCUUUUUUGACCUGUUCAAUGGCAACACCUUGCACAGAAAUACACAACCUAGGAUCAGACCUCAGGGCAUGUUCAGAACCAAUAACAAUACAUUUAGUUUUCAUGACAUUUAGUUUUAGUUUGUUCUCUUCUACCCAGUUAGAAACCAGCAUCAACUCUUGUUCUAGCGACUUGUUAACAGAUUUAAUAUUAUCUGCGGAGACAUACAUCGUGGUAUCAUCCGCGUAGAUCGCCAUACUCGCAUUUGUAAGUACAUAUGGCAUGUCGUUAACAAAGAUGGAAUAGAGUAGAGGUCCGAGGCAACUCCCUUGUGGAAUACCACUUUCCAGUGUUACAGUGUUCGAAAGAGAACCAUUAAACAUUACGCAUUGUUUUCUGUUUGACAAGUAACUUCUCAUAAAAUCAACAGCCGAAUCUUUAAACCUAUAAGCUAAUAAUUUCAUAGGUAAUAAACUCAUGAUCUAUAAUGUCAAAAGCUGCACUAAAGUCUAACAGUACAGCUCCUACUACUGAUUUCUCGUCAAUUCUCUUCAACCAGUCAUCAGUAAGAGAUGUUAGAGCUGUACAAGUGGAAAAUCCUGUUUUAUAAGCAUGUUGAAGAUCAGAGUUGAUGCUGUUUUCUUCAAAAUACUGCUGAAUCUGCUUAUAUAUUAAGCCUCAAAAAGUUUGCACAAGACAGGUAGAAUGCUGAUUGGCCUGCUGUUGGGUCCUGAAAACGGCUCUCUGCUGUUUUUAAGUAAUGGAGUUACCUUUGCUAUCUUCCAUAACUGAGGAAAAACACACGCAUGAAAACAUAAACUAAAUAUAUGAUAUAUGGGCUUAACCACACUUCCAACUCAUAACAUUAACUCAUACAUAACUACCAAUAAUCAUUCAGGUGAUAAUUUUCCUAAAAAAUCAGCUAGCUUGUUUGUUGGAGCUCCCUGAAUGUUUACUGGACGUCUGUGUUUUCAGUUUUGUCAUAUUUAAUUUUUUUCUCUAAGUUUCUCCAGGUUCACGUUUGUAUUGAAGAAGAAACUUCACUAUCACUAUGUUGUCUGAAAAUGUAAUGAAUUAAUUAGGUGUUCAUUUUUAUUCAUAAUCGGAUAGAAGUACCUGGAAUGUUGUAAGAAAUUAAGAAAGGGAAAGAAUACAUUCUUAUUCUUCUUUAAUUCAAAAAAGCAAAAAGAGAAACAAAUGAAAUAUCUAAGUUGUUAAUUUUUUACUUUUAGUAUCUCUGUGAAUAGAAGACAUUUCUCUAAGAUGCGGAAAUGUUGGUAAAAUAAAUAAGUCACUUUAUUUUCCUCCAGGGAGUGAUAAUAUGUUGUUUUAUGAAAUAAAACAUGUUGAAAUGUUUUUUUAAACCACAGACAAGUUACAACUGCAGAAAAAAUCUAAAUUUUAUUUAAAUUUAAGUUCUAUCUAAAUAUAAAUUCUAAAAGUUUUUAUGGUUUAUGAUGAAUCCACUGAGCUUACUGGUUUAACUUUUUUAUUCACUUUUUUUAAAUGUUAUUAUAGUGUUGGGGCUUUCAUGCAUAUAACUAAAUCGGUCAUAAAUAUUGAUAAUGUAAAGAUAGAUUUCCAUAUAUAUUUAAACAUGAGCGUUCAUUCAUUCAUUCAUUCAUUCAUUCAUUCAUUCAUUCAUUCAUUCAUUCAUUCAUUCAUUCAUUCAUUCAUUCAUUCAUUCAAUACUCGUGUCUGUUACCAGGAACGUGCAGAGACCUUUCGAGGGGCAGGUGCUGAAAUUUAAAAAGGGACAUAUGGAACACGACUUCAACACUUGGCGACAAUAACGUUUUUACAUUUGUUACUUUGUUACAUUACAAUACAAAACACUGUUGUGUUUUGUAUUGUAAUACCUUCUCUGAACUUCUUAAACCUUACCCACAACAAAUACCCCGUAUUAUAAUAACAAACUAAAACUAAUACUGAAACUACUGUAAUGGAAAAAUACAAAACUAUAAUAACUGUGGAUAUCCACUAAUCAAAACUAAAGUAAUGACAGAAAAAACAUUACAGAUCUGAACCAUAACAUACAUAUCAUACAUACAACAUAUAUAACUGGUACACAUGCUUCCUGCUGUAUUCUUUAUUAUCCAGCUGGUGAUGGAUCCACUGUCUUUAGCACCUCACUCCUCUCCUUUUCCCCCUCUCUCAACCUCCUCUCCUUACAAGGCAUGUCUGCACAAUUAAAAAUAUUGAUAAAUAAAAAAAAAAUCUGAUGCACAUGCAAGAUGCGUCCGUGCACGUAUGCACAUACAUACACGCAGCCAAGUGGGAGAUUGCAACUUCAUUUAAAUUACUUUAAAUAAAAUCACAUGAUCUCUAAAACGGUAGGCAAAAAGACCCACAGAGACGAGCAGCUGCAUUUAUAUACGUCUCUCUGUCAGCGAGCGGCUAAUGGCGACUAAUUACUAACAGCAAUAUACAGCACAUGUCGCACAGUUGCAAAGCAUUGUUGUAGUAGUAAGGCACUUGACUACCGUAUUUUUCAGCACCAUAAGGCGCAUUUUAUUAUAACACGCACCUUCAAUAAAUGGCCUAUUUUCAAACUCUUUAUAUAUAAGGCGCACGGAAUAUACGGUAAGAUACUGUACUAUAGUGGCUGGGGUUGAAGUUACGCAUCUACCUGAUGCAGCUGCGAGCAGGAAAUGCUACAAAAUGCUACAGCAAAUGUAAAAAAAAACAAGAAUUACUAUACUGUAAGUCAAAACUUUAUUAACAAAAUAAAAGCCAUUUUCUGAAAACUUCGUUCACUUUCCAAAAAAACGCAGAGGGGAACUUUUGCAGUUCAUUCCCCAUCCCCGAGACCCUCAAAAUCUUCUUGCUUGUCGGGACGGAACAGCUGGGCGAGUGCGGCAUCCAAUGGUCCUGGCUCCGUUUCGUCACAGUCGCCACUGUCUUCUUGAACGUCUGUGACGAUUCCUGCGUUUGUAAAAGCUCGGACCACAGUUGAGGCUGAUAUAUCAGCCCAGGCAUCCAGACGGUGGCGUAUGCGCGGCGCUGCCGUCCCGUCUUGGUGAACGUGUUCCCCUUCCGCCAUCCACCGCUCCCACGCAAUCCGCGUGGCUGAUAGCCUUGAGUCAUAGACAUAUAUAAAGGCUAGAUGACUCGUCCGCGCUGCUGCGACGUCGUCACACGGCGGCCAUCUUGCCACACGAGACUCGCUCACUCAUAACAUUGUGUUUAAUGGUGCCUGUACUGCAAAACAACCUUAACUUACUCAAUUCUCAACAGAUUUUCUAACAGUUUGGUUUG
Messenger RNA from Cololabis saira (Pacific saury), 5599 nucleotides. Its product is annotated as H-2 class I histocompatibility antigen, Q9 alpha chain-like. NCBI's taxonomy places the organism in Eukaryota, Metazoa, Chordata, Actinopteri, Beloniformes, Belonidae. The coding region runs from base 93 to 1184 and encodes 363 amino acids. The record is from RefSeq and is a predicted model, not a curated record. The transcript has 7 exons. Gene Ontology annotation, cellular component: external side of plasma membrane. Gene Ontology annotation, biological process: immune response.